Molecule: messenger RNA, 2035 nt
Organism: Sphaerodactylus townsendi
Lineage: Eukaryota; Metazoa; Chordata; Lepidosauria; Squamata; Sphaerodactylidae
Gene: ABR
Product: ABR activator of RhoGEF and GTPase
Exons: 21
Coding region: 305-2035 (576 amino acids)
Biological process (GO): positive regulation of GTPase activity; intracellular signal transduction
Cellular component (GO): membrane
Molecular function (GO): guanyl-nucleotide exchange factor activity; GTPase activator activity
Source: RefSeq, a predicted model, not a curated record
AGCGAGAGGCGGCCCCCGGUGCCGGCCGGCGCGGCGGCCCCCCGUCCCCCCGCCCCGAGCCCAGAGGCCGCCGGACCGGCCACCCCCGUCGCCGCCAGCCCGGAGGCAGCCGCAGGUCCCCUCCGCAGAGCCCGGCGGUCCCGGAGACAGCAGCGACCCGGAGCCGAGUGGCGGGACCAGCAGCAGCGGCGGCGGCAGCUCCGACGGCGAGGAUGCCUGCUCGGCAGAUUUUAACUACGGCUCAGAGGACUAUGACGCAGAGGGCAACGAGGAGCCCAAAGUACUUCCCAGUGGCCCAGAGACCAUGCCGUACAUUGACGAAUCACCCACCAUGUCGCCCCAGCUCAGCACUCGUGCCCAGGAGGGUAACGGGGACGGGAACGAAGGUGUCACGCCCACGGCUCCUGAUGAGCCGGACAUAGUGGGCGAACGGGAUUCUGGGAAAAGUCUGGAGAUGCGCAAAUUGGUGCUUUCGGAUUUCCUGGCCAGCGAGGAGAUCUAUAUAAACCAGUUGGAGGCACUGUUGCUCCCCAUGAAGCCCCUGAAGGCGACAGCGACCACCUCCCAGCCAGUCCUCACCGUCCAGCAGAUCGAGACCAUCUUCUAUAAGAUCCAGGAUCUCUACGAAAUCCACAAGGAGUUCUACGACAGCCUUUACCCCAAAGUCCAGAACUGGGACAGCAGUGUUAUCCUGGGUCACCUCUUCCAAAAACUGGCUAGUCAGUUGGGGGUUUACAAGGCCUUUGUGGACAACUACAAAAUCGCACUCGAGACCGCAGAGAAAUGCAGCCAAAGUAAUCAUCAGUUCAAGGACAUCUCAGAGGAGUUGAAGGUGAAGGGCCCCCGAGAUUCCAAAGAGAACCACACCUCCGUCACCAUGGAAGCACUUCUGUAUAAGCCCAUAGACCGUGUGACUCGGAGCACGCUUGUAUUGCAUGACCUACUCAAGCACACGCCGUCCGACCACCCGGACUACCCAUUGCUGCAGGAUGCCCUCCGGAUCUCCCAAAACUUCCUUUCCAGCAUCAAUGAGGACAUUGACCCCCGCAGGACGGCAGUCACCACACCCAAGGGCGAGACCCGGCAGCUGGUCAAAGAUGGCUUCUUGGUGGAGAUGGCCGAAGGCACCCGCAAACUACGCCACGUCUUCCUCUUCACGGAUAUGCUUCUCUGUGCCAAACUGAAGAAAACAGCAGUGGGGAAACAUCAGCAGUACGAAUGCAAAUGGUAUGUGCCCUUGGCGGAGCUGGUGUUCCCCUCUCUGGAAGGGCUGGACCCCUGCCCACACGUCCACGCCAUGCCCGACCAUGACCUGGAGGAUGUGAAGAUAAAGAUUUCCUCUAUGAAAAGCGAGGUGCAGAAGGAGAAGGCCAACAAGGGGCAAAGCCGAGCCAUGGAGCGCUUGAAGAAGAAGAUGUUCGACAACGAAUUCUGGCUUCUGCUCAACUCUCCUUCCAUCCCCUUCCGCAUCCAUCACCGCAAUGGGAAAAGUUACUUGUUUCUUCUUUCCUCUGACUACGAGCGGGCGGAAUGGAGAGAGGCUAUCCAGAAAUUGCAGAAGAAAGACCUCCAAACCUUCGUGCUCAGCUCUGUGGAGCUGCAAGUGCUCACAGGCUCCUGCUUCAAAUUACGCACUGUGCACAAUCUUCCAGUCACCAGCAAUAAGGACGAUGAUGAGCCUGCAGGGAUGUAUGGCUUCUUGCACGUCAUUGUCCACUCUGCCAAGGGCUUCAAAGAAUCUGCCAACCUCUACUGCACGCUGGAAGUGGACUCCUUCGGGUACUUUGUCAGCAAAGCCAAGACCCGGGUGUUCCGCGACACAACUGAGCCCCAGUGGAACGAGGAGUUUGAGAUCGAGCUGGAGGGGUCCCAGUCACUCAGGAUUCUGUGCUACGAGAAAUGUUACGACAAGACCAAGCUGAACAAGGACGACAACGAAAUUGUGGACAAGAUUGUGGGCAAGGGGCAAAUCCAGCUGGACCCCAGACGGUGCAACCCAAGAACUGUCACAUGGACCCCACCAGACACCUUUUGA